GAGCGAGGAGGGAAAGAGGAAGACAGCGAGGCGACCGCCACCACCAAGCAGCGAGCCGCACAGCGCUACAGGAAACCAUCGCCUCCGGUGAUAAAUAGGAGACCCGGAAACACAGGAUGCACGUCGGGCGAGCGCUGCAGGACGAGGGGAUGUGAACCACCGGCGGUCGAGUCCCCCCCGUCCGUGCAGCAGGAUGGAUGCCCCUCGGCUGCUGCUGCUGCUGCUGCUGCUGCCGGUACCACCGGUGCUCGGCGAGGAGGAGCCGUCGGUGCUGUGCUCCGGCACCGCCUGCUACAGCCUGCACCGCUCCCGGCUGGCAUGGGGCAGCGCACAGGAGCGCUGCCGGCUCAACGGGGGUAACCUGGCCCCGGUGCGCAGCGCCGGCGAGGCCGAGCGGCUGCGGGAGCUGCUGGCGGCCGCAGGCUGGACGGGCCCGGCCUGGAUCGGGCUGUCGCUGCUGCGGGGCCGCUGCGUGCAGCCGCAGGAGCCGCUGCGGGGCUUCGUAUGGGCUGCGGGGGGAGACAGCGGUAACUUCUCCCUGUGGCUGUCGGAGCCGGCAGUCACCUGCCUCAGUGCCCGCUGCGUGAGCCUGCGGCCCGACGGCUGGUCCGACGGCCCCUGCCGGGCCCCGCUGCCUGCCUUCCUCUGCAAGUUCAGCUUCCAGGGCAUGUGCGGGCCGCUGCCGCUGGCCGCGCUGCACCGCGUUACCUACAGCACCCCGUUCGGGGUGCGCAGCACCCGUCUGGCCGCAGCCCCCUUCGGUACCCUGGCCGAGGCGCAGUGCGACGGCGGCCACGGAGCGGCCUUCGCCGUCUGCAGGGGGCCGGUGGACGGGGGAGGCUUCGCAUGGCACCCCCCCGGGCCGCUCUGCCCCACCGCCUGUGCCCACAGCAACGGGGGAUGCCAGCAGCGCUGCCUGGAGGAGCCAGGGCAGCCUCCGCGCUGUGCCUGCCACCCUGGGCACGUCCUGGCCCCGGACUUGGUGUCCUGUGUGCCCGAGGAUGUCUGCAACCCCAACCCCUGCCAGGGCACCUGCCGUGCCCAGCCCGGCGGCUUCGAGUGCAGCUGCGACGAGGGGUACACCCUGGCACCCGAUGGACGGAGCUGCUUGGAUGUAGAUGAGUGCCUGGCCGGGCCCUGCCAACACGAGUGCUACAACACGGCCGGCAGCUUUGUCUGCCUCUGCCGGCCCGGCUACCAGCCUGAGGCACCAGGUAGCCCCCUCUGCAGCGAUGAGGAUGAGUGUGCCCGGCCUGGCGUCUGCCCCCAGCUCUGCAUCAACGUCCCCGGCUCCUUCCAGUGCGCCUGCCAGCCGGGCUACAAGCGCCAGCCUGGGAGCGAUGCCUGCGUGGAUGUGGAUGAGUGCCUGCAGGAUCCCUGCCCCGGGCCCUGCCACAACCUGCCCGGCAGCUACGAGUGCCUCUGCCCCCCCGGCUUCCUCCUGGAGCAGGAUGGACACGGCUGCCACCCUGCACCCACCGCCGCAGAGGAGCCUAUGCAGGUCUCCAGCAGCACCCCGAGGACCACGGGCAUCCCACGGACCACGGGCAUCACCCGCACCUCGGGCACCCCAUGGAGCACCAGCAUCCCCCACACCACGAGCAUCCCCGUUGGGGCAACAACACCGUCCCCCACAGCAGUAGGGUCAGCCCCCGGCGCCGAGCACAGCGCUGAUGGCCCCAGGCUGCUCCUGUACUACAUCCUGGGCAGCCUGGUGGCCAUCCUGCUGCUGCUGGCAUUCGCCCUGGUCCUGGUGGCUUGCAGGAGGAGGGAGGCCAGGAAGGAGAAGCGGCCGGCUAAGAGUGCGGCUGACAACUACUGCUGGGUGCCCGAGCAGCCGGAGAGCCAUGGGGCAGGCGCUGAGCGCAGGUAACGGUGCCCGGGGCAGCGAAGGGGGAGGAAAACCUCCAUGGGACAGAGCUGGUUUGCAAUGGGAAAGAGAAGGA
Melopsittacus undulatus (budgerigar) is the source of this 1946-nucleotide messenger RNA. RefSeq names its product CD93 molecule (gene CD93). Gene Ontology annotation, cellular component: external side of plasma membrane; extracellular matrix. Gene Ontology annotation, molecular function: extracellular matrix binding; calcium ion binding; extracellular matrix protein binding. Gene Ontology annotation, biological process: cell migration. Lineage: Eukaryota; Metazoa; Chordata; Aves; Psittaciformes; Psittaculidae. The transcript has a single exon. Bases 194 to 1873 code for a protein of 559 amino acids. The record is from RefSeq and is a predicted model, not a curated record.